AUGAUUGAAAACGAAAUGGAUAAUGUACAAGAAUCAGUUAUAUCUUCUAAUUUUAAUACAAUAAGCAGCUUUCGUACAUUUUCAACUUUACGUUUAUCAAAUAUCACUAAAGAUUUACUUCAGUUAUAUAUUCCAAUUGAUGUAUUAGAACGUUAUUUAAUUUAUGAACAAAACUAUUUAUUUUCGAAUGAUCUAGAUGAUAAUGAAAUAAUAAAUUUUUGUGAAGAUGGUUGGUUUGGUGUUUUUUGCGAGUAUUCAUUUGAUAACGGAGAUUUUGUUAAUGGUAGACUAUUAUUUUAUGAGAUUAUUCAGAGAAGAUUUCAAUUAAAACGCAGUGAAAAUCUCCAUCCAUUCGAUGUAUUAACAGAAACAAACUGGAAUGUUCCAUGUUAUAUGAGUCUAAAAAACGAAUGUCAACGUCCUAUUGGUUUAUGUUUGGAUUGGCGAGAAAUAUGUGAUGGUAUGUUUAGUUUCUUGAUUUAA
This is a messenger RNA of Rotaria sp. Silwood1, 483 nucleotides long. The record is from the annotation of a GenBank genome assembly. NCBI's taxonomy places the organism in Eukaryota, Metazoa, Rotifera, Eurotatoria, Philodinida, Philodinidae.